Messenger RNA from Drosophila persimilis, 2616 nucleotides. RefSeq lists its product as uncharacterized. The transcript has 2 exons. The coding region runs from base 75 to 2570 and encodes 831 amino acids. NCBI's taxonomy places the organism in Eukaryota, Metazoa, Arthropoda, Insecta, Diptera, Drosophilidae. The record is from RefSeq and is a predicted model, not a curated record.
UAGAUUUUGCUCAUUUCUACGAGGCCAGGAGUGCAAAAAUUAAACCGGUUGGCUCAUUCCUCAAAGUUACAGACAUGAAUCAACGGACAAGCGACAGCAAUGCAGCGAUAGACGAGGAGGUGUCACAACAGGACAAGCGCACGGCCCGAGGGAUGGGAGGUGAAAUGUCGACUCAAGCCUAUCUAGAGGAGCUAAAAUGGCCAGUGGAGAACCUUUCUAUGCAGCAACAGCAGAAGCCUACCAUUCAGGACCAGACCCAGGCUCAGAAGCGUAUGUGCGCGCAGAGAUCCGGCUGUGGUAUGCACCAUAGCUAUCAUCCAGGCGAUUAUCUAGCAAAACAGCUACACCAGUGCCAGAAGUAUCAGAAGAAUUUUGAUCAGAGUCCAGGCAAGCAACAGCAGCCUUCUCAGGAUCCUCAACAACAGCAGCCGAAGCAGCAGUAUCUGGAACAGACAUGCCAGACUCCUCCCAUACCGAAGCAGUGUCUUCAGACUUCGUAUCCGAGACUUCCUCAAGAACAGGCACAGCGUAAUGACAGCCCGACCAUGAAAGCAUCUUCAAUGAGCUCCAGCUCCAAAGAGCCCUCCAAUACAGCAGUUGGCCAACCGUCUUCAUGCUUGAGCAAUACGGAUGAGGCGAAUUUCGCUGAAAAUAUCGAUGAAAGUGAUAAAAAGACAUCAAAUAUGUACAUGGAAUUCGUCGCUCAGCACUAUUCGCAUCAGCAACAGCACUCAAAUAAGCAGUAUCAGCCGGAUUUAAAUCAGAAUUCUCCUCAACGCAAUCAAAGCCAGAAGAGAGCACCGAUAAGCAAAAAUACAGACGUCCUAUCCCCGCGUCCUCAGCAGUACGGUCCACAAAAGCCAAAGAUGCUUUGUAAGAACACGGACGUGAUAGACUUUGACAAAGAUUUAAAAGGACUUGAUAAAAACUCAUCAUACAAAUACAUGGAGUAUGCCCCUAAACUGUGUCAGAGUCCACCGCAUCAGACGAAUCAGAAUAUUUUUCAUAAGCACAAUCAGGAGCAUUAUCAAAUGAUGUCACCGUCACGUCAGAAGAUCGGAAAACAGCAAGCUAAGCACAUCCAAUUGUCGCCUCCUCAUCAAUACAGUUGUCUACUUGAGCCGGAAAAGUGGGGCAGAGAGAUUGGUGGGGAACUUCUCGCUAAGAACUCGGACAUUCUUACAUCAACAUCCUUGAGCGACAUCUCCGAGAAGAAUUGCGAAGAUUCCACUGUAAAACAAAAACGAUAUAACAAAUGCGGAAGGUGUAGUGAUGAGAACGGCACGAACAGCACCUCCACGGGAACGACCGUGAUCACUGUGAAGUGCAGGGACGAGCUGCGUUCCAUGGUCCGGAACGAGAUGGAAAUUCAUUCGGUGUUCGGUGAACUGUCUGAUACUGUGGUCUCUCAGUUGAAGGACUAUUUGUGCGCGCUGUCAACAACUGACAAUGUUCCCCCGCCCAAGAGCCAGUAUAAGGAUAGCCAGUGUACAAAUGCACCCAAGAACUCAGCCAUAGAUAAUGUCCUGGAUACCAAGAAGCAGGAGUCAUAUCAAACCCAAAAUAUAGCAUCGUUCGGCAAAGGCAUUCCCAAAGCUCAAGAAGUCCGAAUUCCGCAAAAUCCAGGACUAGCCAGAGAGAAUGCCGGAGAGUUCCAGUCUAUGAGCACACCGUAUAAGAGCAUGGAGUAUGUUCCUAACCAGGGUUUGCUUCAGUAUCCUACUCAGCGUACGUAUCAGGAUCUUACCAAGGAGCAGACACAGAAGUCGGAGCGGAGCGCUUCGUAUCACAAGAACCAAAAGCAACCUUCCUAUCGUACCUUCAAGCUGGAGGCGAAACAGAACUCUCAACAGAAGCAGUCUCCAAAUCAGCAGAUCUCAGACUCAUCUCCAUUCGCAUGCUUCAGCGAUGUGCCUGAGGAUGAUUCCGAAGAGUCUAUUUUCGAAAUGGAUAAGAAGACACUCAACAAGCUCAUGGAAGGUUCCCCGAAGGACAAACUCAAACACAGGGUGUCCGGUGACGAGCAUGAUGGGUUUUCCAUGGCUAGUAGCAACUCGGUAUCGACUUCGAUUAGUGCGAAGAGCGGGGACGAGCUGCGUGCCAUGAUCUGGGACGAGAUAGACGGUGAUCAAAAAUCUAUGCGUAGUCAAUUCUCAAGGACUACCAAUGCCACGUCGUCAAAGCCACGACAUAAGGAUGUAGAAGAGAAUUUGUCCAUCUCUUCAGACUUGAGUCAGCCCAGUGAUGACGGAAAUCACGAUAGGAAGGAAACAAUGUCCAAACAUCCAAACAUCGCUUCCCUCCCGAAUUUGGCCAUAGAUGUUAAUGCGCCCACCACUGAUUCAUUCAAGGGUUCGAAAAGAGAUGAGCUGCCACAAAUUGAGUGCAGUAUGAGUAUAGAUGAUUUAGUGAACUGCAAGGUCAUCACUCCCAUGAUCAUGAAGAUACACAACAAGUAUAUGACCUCUAUGCAGGAUGCGAUGCAGCUCAUGAAGUAUCUGGAGACGGUGCCGCGCCUUGUCGGUCAGAUUUACAAGGAUAACAUUAAGUUGGAACAGAAGAAACUCUAAAAAUUUUUAAAGUCACUUUUGAUUCAAUGAUACCUUUUAAUAUAUU